This is a messenger RNA of Linum trigynum, 2511 nucleotides long. NCBI's taxonomy places the organism in Eukaryota, Viridiplantae, Streptophyta, Magnoliopsida, Malpighiales, Linaceae. The record is from the annotation of a GenBank genome assembly.
AUGGUAGUGCCGAAGGCUAACGAGAGAGGAAAGAAUGGCAGCCUGGAGAGCCUGCUGGACAUGGACGAGACCGCGGGGCGAAGGAGAAACGGCGGCGUGGGAGGUGGGAGUGGUACCCUGCCGCAGAAGAUGGUGCAGGGGAACGGGCUGGUGUUCAAGAACCUGUCCUACAGUGUGAUGAAGAAGCAGAAGAAGGACGGGGUUUGGAUCACCAAAGAGGCGUAUCUGCUCAACGACAUCUCCGGCCAGGCUGUCCAGGGCGAGAUCAUGGCCAUCAUGGGGCCUAGUGGUGCUGGCAAAUCCACAUUCCUCGACGCCCUCGCUGGCCGGAUUGCUCAGGGCAGCCUUGAAGGCUCUGUUCGAAUCGACGGCAAGCCGGUGACCACAAGCUAUAUGAAGAUGAUAUCAUCUUACGUGAUGCAAGAGGACCAGCUCUUCCCCAUGUUGACCGUCUUCGAGACCUUCAUGUUUGCUGCUGAAGUAAGGCUUCCACCCACCAUUUCCAGGGCGGAGAAGAAGAAGAGAGUCCAUGAACUCAUCGCCCAACUCGGCCUCACGAGUGCGACUCAUACUUACAUAGGCGACGAAGGAAGGAGAGGGGUUUCCGGUGGAGAACGCCGGAGAGUGUCUAUCGGAAUCGACAUCAUUCACAAGCCACCGCUGUUGUUCCUGGAUGAACCCACCUCCGGCCUGGAUUCCACCAGCGCUUACAGCGUGGUGGAGAAGGUCAAGGACAUUGCACGAGAAGGGAGCAUCGUAUUGAUGACCAUUCAUCAGCCUUCUUACAGGAUCCAACUGCUCUUGGAUCGCAUCACCGUUUUGGCCAGGGGAAGGCUGAUUUACAUGGGUAGCCCAGGCGCUAUUCCGGCUUACUUGUCUGGGUUCAGUCGGCCGGUUCCUGAUAGCGAAAACAGUGUCGAGUAUCUGCUAGACGUGAUCAAAGAAUACGAUGAAUCAACCUUAGGAUUAGACCCUCUUGUAUUGUACCAGAGAGAUGGGAUCAAACCUGAUCAAGUGGCCAUGACACCGAUCCCUAAACCCAUCAAAACCCCUAAAACUCCAAACAAGAGAGCCGAUUCAGGCCUUAGGGUUUCCAUUCCACUCCAAAGCCAAGCUUUCUCUACCUCAGCAACUCCCAGAGCAGACCCAUCCAGCCAAUUUGACUACCCGGACGACGACGACGAUGAAGACGACGACUUUGACAAUUCACUGGAACGCAGUAAAGCAACUGUCCACACGCCAAUGCACCACCACCAUACACCAAGUGGAUACCAUCAUAAUCCUCGCCUAGCUUCACAUUUUUACAAGGAUUUCUCUGUUUGGUUGUACCAAGGCUUCACCGGCACACCACGCCGACCACCUUCAUGGACUCCCGCUAGAACCCCUGGCAAAACCCCUAUCUCCAACGCCGCCAUAAGCAGAUUCUCAACUCCACAGCGAAUCCCUAAAACCCCAAUUCCUCUCACCCUCCCCAUCCACACAUCCCCAUCCCCUUCCCCUUCUCCGUAUCGAUAUGAAACUACUUUCGAAGAAGAUGAUGAUGACGACGACUACGAGGAAGAACAAGUGCUAGACCAGCCCGACCACAGGACCAAAUUCGCCAACCCGUGGGUUCGCGAAGUGGGCGUGCUAUGCUGGAGGACGAUGUUGAAUGUAGUCCGGACGCCAGAGCUUUUCCUCUCAAGAGAGAUCGUCCUCGUGGUCAUGGCCCUGAUCCUCUCCUCUCUGUUCAAGAAUCUAGGGGACACCUCUUUCAAGGCCGUGAACCACCUCCUGAAUUUCUACAUCUUCGCCGUCUGCCUCGUCUUCUUCUCGUCGAACGACGCCGUCCCGACCUUCAUCCAGGAGCGAUUCAUCUUCAUCCGGGAGACAUCGCACAACUCCUACCGCGCCUCCUCCUACGUCGUCUCCACGCUGAUCGUCUACCUCCCUUUCUUCGCCGUUCAAGGGUUCAGCUUCGCGGCCAUCACCAAGUUCUGCCUCCACCUCAAGAGCAGCCUGUUCAAGUUCUGGGUGAUCCUCUUCGCGUCGCUCAUCACCACCAACGCCUACGUCAUGCUCGUCAGCGCCCUGGUCCCCAGCUACAUCACCGGAUACGCCGUCGUCAUAGCCACCACCGCGCUCUUCUUCCUCACCUGUGGGUUCUUCCUCAAGCGGACCAAGAUCCCGAUCUGGUGGCGCUGGCUUCACUACAUCUCGGCGAUCAAGUACCCGUUUGAGGCGAUGCUGACGAACGAGUUCAGAGGGGAGAGGUGCUACAACGGGACGUCUAGCGACCUGUCGCCUGGGCCGUUGGGGGAGCCCAAAUUCAGUGAUCUACAUGCUGGGUUGAUCGCUGGAGGGAAGGCGGAGGGGCUUUGCCCGUUGAUUGGAGAAGAUGUGUUGUCGUCCAUGGAUAUUACAAUGGAUAAUUUGUGGUAUGAUGUUGCCAUCUUGCUGGCUUGGGGAGUGCUUUACCGGCUCUUCUUGUAUGUGGUGCUCCGAUUCUACUCCAAGAACGAGAGGAAGUGA